Molecule: messenger RNA, 366 nt
Organism: Mastomys coucha (southern multimammate mouse)
Lineage: Eukaryota; Metazoa; Chordata; Mammalia; Rodentia; Muridae
Gene: Nmral1
Product: NmrA like redox sensor 1
Source: RefSeq, a predicted model, not a curated record
AUGCAGGAAAACCACGAUAAUGAGACUAUCAUAGGGUUAAGUGAUCAUAGUUUAAGUUCCUUUAUCCAGACCAAUGACUGGAAACACUGCAGUCAGAAACAGGAUGAAAAGAAAGGCAUGCCGCUUGUAACUCAGGUCAAGAACACUGGCUUCCACUGUGUGAUUUAUAGUAGCCUGAAGAGCAAUGGAAAAGAGAACUACUUGUUGGGCCUGCCUGUGAGUAAUAUGUAUGUGGACGGUACAAAACCGAGCUGUCUGGGCCCCAAGAUGCUCAGUGAACUGAAAAUAUCUGAAGAAUUCGACUAUAUGGUAGCAUGGGCUCCACGCCUGCAGGCUUUCCUGCAUGCUAAGUACUCUAUAAACUGA